Molecule: messenger RNA, 3732 nt
Organism: Bursaphelenchus xylophilus (pine wood nematode)
Lineage: Eukaryota; Metazoa; Nematoda; Chromadorea; Rhabditida; Aphelenchoididae
Source: the annotation of a GenBank genome assembly
AUGGACGUUUGUCAUUUCGCUAUCUUACUGUAUUUUGUGGCUGCUGUUUUGGGAGAUCAGUCGAAGGGCUCAAGUAAGCAUUUAAACCAGUCUUUUUAUUUACGUCUUGGGAAACGAACGUCCAGAAAAUUACUUUUGCUAUUCGUACAACAUACACGUUGUACUAAUAACAAAGAGAAUUUUGGUGAUAUUCUAUCGUAAUAAUUAUGUGUUUACUUUACUGUUUUCAAUUAUUCCGGCGCGCUUCCGUGGCACGAGCCAAAAAACAGUUUUUUUUUAUUCUUCUUAUGCUGUAAAAUGACAAACUCCAUUUUUUCAAUUAUGUGUAUUUAGACAAACCUGUAUUUAUCGCUCCCGCGCUUGGAAAAACUUACUUGCGAGCACAACUCGACCUCAACCGUCCCUACUCCGUCUUCCUCCAUGACGAUUGCAAGGCAGCAAAGUGUUCGGCCGUUGUCGACGGAGUUACAACGUAUAAGCCGAGGUACGUCGAACCACCGUAUGAUUAAAUUUUUGGUGGACUGCGAAAACUUGCAUUUUUUGCGUGCAGAGUGCCUUAAGGCUCCAGUUCUGUUCAUUGAUGCUGCCUAGUCUGUUUGCAAACUUUCCGGAGUGAUUUUUGUGACAUGGACUGUGAGAAAAUAAAACUUCCUCUUGCACCGUGCAAGUCCAAUAUCGCUGCGACGCAACCUUUUCUCAACGAAAUUGGCGCAAACUUUGGACGCAGAGAAAGAAAUUACCAGUGGAAAAUGUUUUGAAACGGAUGGAGGGAACAGGAAGCUGCAGCGAAAAAAAGGCCGACAAAAAAUCUGCACAUUGUCCCUAACUGCAUGGGUCAAGGAGUGAAGGCCCCUAGCUUGUCUUCACGAAUAGUAAACCAGGCUAAGCCCUAGCAGAUAGAUUGUUAGCUGAAAAAAAGACACAAGGCUGGGCUCAUUUUCAUUGAAUCCACUCGACCAGACGGGUAAAUGAGAGCCGACCAUCACAGACGAACGUGAAUCCAACGCAUUUCCUGAACCGUUUCGAAACUUCGUAUCGUUUUUUUUUGAUUUAACAGAGAGACGAAAUGUCAUAAAAUUAUCGGCACUUUUUCUCGCCCGAAAUAAUUCCUUUUUCUCGAAAAGGAAGAAGAGAGGGAAGAAAAUGCUUUUUAUCGGAUAGUGACGUUUCGUUUUGAACGAAUCACCAAAAAGGGCGGGAAAUUUCUAAUUCUAUUUUGGAUUGACGUGAGAUGACGCUUAUUCGCGAGGGAAACAAAAAGUGACCGAAAAGCGACCCCGACCAUUACAUUUUCUCACAAUAUUUGUCGGCGAAUUCUUGGGAAAUUCUCACGGAAUCGUGACAACCUUCUCGACCGAGUAGUAUCCCUCCGUCGAAAAAUAUCGGUCUGUCGGAAAAAUAACGGCGGAUCGUCGCAACAAAAUGUCUCGCCUCGCCGCUAUCGCGCACCAAAUCCCAAGCCGCGGCUUGCAGUCGCAAAGCGAUGAUGGGCGAUUCCAAGGCGCGACGAUCCGCCGUUAUUUUCCCGACAGACUGAUAAUGAACACAGCGUCGUUGCGACGGUCGCGUCGCUGAACUGCAAUGCAAUUUGAUUACGCCGCGACACAGUUCACUUUCUCGGCGGCGAUGCGAUCUUCGGAUGCGACUCGUACUCAUUAUUUUCCCGGCUGACUGAUAGUCUCACCAAUUCUUUUCAGCGCAAAGGAAUUAAAAGAAUUUAAAGACGACAAAAAAUACGGCAACUAUGAGUUACAAGGAAAAUGGUACCGGGAGACCCUAACACUUGAAAUCGAGUUUACGGUCAAUGUGGUUGCCGCCACUUCGGCCAACCCCCAAGUCCCUUGGCUCUAUUCCGGCGUUCUCGGAUUGGCGCCGGCCCGGGACAGUGAGGACGAACAGAGCAGCAUCAUCAAAAAAUUGUUGAAUGCGGAGAGUCUGAGCGCUAAGCAGCUCGUCAUCCAGGAGAGCUGGAAGGAACUGGCAAAGGUAAAGAAUCCAUGAAAGGCUUUCAUUUGAGCGAUGACUGACAAAUUUUUAUGAACAAAGUUUCAACGGCCUCAAAACUACUACUAAUUUCAGAAAAACAAAGAGAUGAAAGGCGACGCAGACGCCAGCGGUUUAAUAGCCAUCGGGAAUCUGGAGAGCGGGCGAUGCGGCAGCUUCACCACUGCAAAUACGGAUCAGAAAUCCUGGACGUUUGAGGCUGAGUGGGUUAAACGAGUUGUCUUUAUUCAGUCCAUUUUUACGCUUUUUUCAAAAGUGCGCACGCCGCGACAAAAGGUGUUCUUGAAAAAGACUUAUGUCGCGGCGAUUUUUAAAUUGAAAAUCCUUGACACAACAAGUCUACGAACUUUUGAAAAAAAGUGUAUUAUCUUCCCGUUACAGUAUUAAAAUCGGAGACGAGAAGUUUGAAAAAAAGAAGAUUGCAUUCAUGGUUGGACAAAACGGAGUCGCUGAGGACGCCAUUUUUGAUAAGCAUUUCGCCAGAACAUAUGAUAAGGAUACGGAGCUACCGACAAUAUCGUUCAAUGUUUCCUCCACAACGUUUGAACUGGCUGGAAAAGAGUACGGAGAAUACAAUGCGACUGUAAGUUAAACCUACAUUAGUCUUUUUUAUCUUACGAGGGAAUGGUCUGAACUUCCCCCAGCGUUUGGGAAAAUGACUAGUACAGGCGGAUAGAGCAUGUCAACUUUGGUAAAAAGAGCCAUUUUCCAGCUGCGGAAUAAGCCCGGCCGACGAGAAAAAUCGACCGAAAGUUCCACAAAAAUUUCCAAUUUCUCUUCCCUCGGAAAAGAAGGGCGGUGUCCGAUGGUUCGGUUAGCCGAGUGGAUUAGGCAUCCGCUCGGUAUUCUUUUGGGGGUUGGUUCGAUUCCGGGGUCUCGCGAAGGACCAUGAUAAGGCUUUGAUGAGCAAGAUCAAACUCUAACAACCCAAAGAAUUUUAUUUUGCGUUUUUCAAAGUCAAGUCUAUCACCAAACCAGUAUUACUUCGACGUUCCAUCGCUUUGACGAUUAUUGUUUUGGUAUAAUGCCCCUAUAAAACGUAUAAAAAUGGCAAAAUAUUUUUUUUGGUUUGUUAGAGCUUGAUCUUGCUUAUCAAAGCCUGCCUUAUCACGGCCCUUCGCGAGACCCCGGAAUCGAACCAACCCCCAAAAGAAUAUCGAGCGGAUGCUUAAUCCACUCGGCUAACCGAACCAUCGGACACCGCUCUUCUUUUCCAAGGGAAGAGAAAGAGGAAAUUUUUGUGGAACUUUCGGUCGAUUUUUCUCGUCGGCCGGGCUUAUUCCGCAGCUGGAAAAUGGCUCUUUUUACCAAAGUUGGCAUGCUCUAUCCAACUGUACUAGUCAUUUUCCCAAACGCUGGGGGAAGUUCAGACCAUUCCCUCGUUAGUCAGCAGCGACAUUGUGCUCAUUAUUUUCCCGACAGGCUGAUAACUGUCAAUGUGUUUGUAAAUUGCAGACCGAUCAAUACAAGGCCAAGUUUUCGAAGAAGCCUGCCGACUUCCCGUACGACUUUGCGUUUGGCUCCGAGUUCCUGCAGCAUUACUGUCUGUCAAUUGGCAUGACCCGCAGUGGUGACCUGGAAAUUGGCCUGGCUGAGAAUAAAAAGAAACCGGAUGGAGGCCAGGUGGAAGGGGAUCGAGCAGACAAAAAAGGUGGAAGAAAGUCAGCCGCUGCAUGCUCGCUGUCAUUUGUCAUGGCCUCGUUCUUCGCCAUCCUGGCUUCGAAUUGA